Dromiciops gliroides (monito del monte) is the source of this 2795-nucleotide messenger RNA. It is a transcript of the gene TARDBP, whose product is annotated as TAR DNA binding protein. The record is from RefSeq and is a predicted model, not a curated record. Gene Ontology annotation, molecular function: RNA binding. The transcript has 6 exons. Lineage: Eukaryota; Metazoa; Chordata; Mammalia; Microbiotheria; Microbiotheriidae. The coding region runs from base 158 to 1402 and encodes 414 amino acids. Gene Ontology annotation, cellular component: nucleoplasm. Gene Ontology annotation, biological process: regulation of gene expression.
GCCAGCCCGACGUCCGGCGAGGGGAGGAGGCGGCUCGAGCGCCAUUUUGUCGGAGCGCAGCGGUGGCGGUGUCGGCGGCCGUGCCAGGGCUAGCUUGUGUUCCACUCGCUCGCCUGUCCGGGGCCCAGCGGCGGCCACGCGGGAAUAUUAAGUAAAGAUGUCUGAAUACAUUCGGGUAACGGAAGAUGAGAAUGAUGAACCCAUUGAGAUUCCCUCAGAAGAUGAUGGGACAGUGCUGCUGUCCACGGUCACUGCCCAGUUUCCAGGGGCAUGUGGACUUCGCUACCGGAAUCCAGUGUCUCAGUGUAUGAGGGGUGUACGACUUGUAGAAGGAAUUCUGCAUGCUCCUGAUGCUGGCUGGGGAAAUCUGGUAUAUGUUGUCAACUAUCCAAAAGAUAACAAAAGGAAAAUGGAUGAAACAGAUGCCUCGUCAGCAGUCAAAGUGAAAAGAGCUGUACAGAAGACCUCUGAUUUAAUAGUCUUAGGUCUUCCCUGGAAAACAACUGAGCAGGAUUUAAAAGAAUAUUUUAGCACUUUUGGAGAAGUCCUUAUGGUGCAGGUCAAGAAAGACCUUAAAACUGGUCAUUCAAAAGGAUUUGGUUUUGUUCGUUUCACGGAGUAUGAAACACAGGUGAAAGUGAUGUCACAGCGCCACAUGAUAGAUGGACGGUGGUGUGACUGUAAACUUCCUAAUUCCAAGCAAAGCCCAGAUGAGCCUUUGAGAAGCAGAAAGGUAUUUGUUGGGCGAUGUACAGAGGACAUGACAGCUGAUGAAUUGCGGCAGUUUUUUUGCCAGUAUGGAGAAGUGGUAGAUGUCUUCAUUCCCAAACCAUUCAGGGCCUUUGCCUUUGUUACAUUUGCAGAUGAUCAGGUUGCCCAGUCUCUUUGUGGAGAGGACUUGAUCAUUAAAGGAAUCAGCGUACAUAUAUCCAAUGCUGAACCUAAGCACAAUAGCAAUAGGCAGUUAGAAAGAAGUGGAAGAUUUGGUGGUAAUCCAGGCGGCUUUGGAAACCAGGGUGGGUUUGGUAACAGUCGAGGGGGCGGAGCUGGUUUGGGAAAUAACCAAGGUAGUAACAUGGGUGGAGGGAUGAAUUUUGGAGCUUUCAGCAUCAAUCCUGCUAUGAUGGCUGCAGCCCAGGCAGCCCUGCAAAGCAGCUGGGGUAUGAUGGGCAUGUUGGCCAGCCAACAGAACCAGUCGGGCCCAUCCGGCAACAACCAAAGUCAAGGCAAUAUGCAGAGGGAACCCAACCAGGCUUUUGGUUCUGGAAAUAACUCAUAUAGUGGCUCUAACUCUGGUGCAGCAAUUGGUUGGGGUUCAGCAUCAAAUGCAGGGUCAGGCAGUGGAUUUAAUGGAGGCUUUGGUUCAAGCAUGGAUUCCAAAUCAUCAGGUUGGGGAAUGUAGACAGUUCUGAUAACUAUGGUGGGAAUUAAAUUUUUCUAAACUCAUGGUAAGUAUAUUGUAAAAUACAUAUGUACUAAACUUUUCAGAAUCAGUUUGUUCUGUGUGCAGUAUAUUCAGCAGUAUUUUUGACAUUUUUCUUUAGAAAAAAAGAGGAAAAAAAAUUAAAGGAAUUUUAUAAGUUUUGUUACAUAAAGGGUUGAAAUACUGAAUGGUUGAAAGUGAACUGCUAUUUGCCUGAUGGGUAAACUAACACACUACAAUUGAUUAUAAAAACGAUUUCUCCUGUGAUAUUUUAUCCCUGGACUUCUCGUCAAGUGAAUUUCUUUGCAUGUUCAAAAUGGAAACCAUUAGUCAGAACUACAUUCUCCUUGUUUUAAUUUGAUCCCCACCAUACAGAUUUUUCCUUAGAAAAAUCUCCAAUCUGGAGAACAUGGUGUCAUGAUGUUGGUAUUUUUGUUUGUUUUGUUUUUGUUUUGUUUUUUUAACACUGUCUCUCCUCAUAUACUAAAGUACGAUAUGAAGGCUUCAUUUAAUCUCUGCAGUUCAUCUCAUUUCAAAUGUUUAUGGAAGAAGCACUUCAUUGAAAGUAGUGCUGUAAAUAUUCCGCCAUAGGAAUACUUCUGUCUACAUGCUUUCUCAUUCAAGAAUACUUCCUCACCCUGCACAUGCUGCGUCUUUGACGGUGGGUGUCCCAUUUUUAUCCGCUACUCUUUAUUUCAUGGAGUCGUAUCAACGCUAUGAACGCAAGGCUGUGAUAUGGAACCAGAAGGCUGUUUGAACUUCUGAAACCUUGUGUGGGAUUGAUGGUGGUGCCGAGGCAUGAGAGGAUGGUAUGAGCGAGAAACAGGAGAGAGCGCGUGCAGAGACUUGGUGGUGCAUUGAACUUGGCGAGAUGUGUCUCUCGAUCCUGUGGCUUUGGUGAGAGAGUGUGCAGAGAGCAAUGAUAGCCAGUAAUGUACGAAUGUUUCUUGCAUUCAAAGGACAUCCACAUGUGUUGGAAGACUUUUAAGUGAGUUCUCUUCCUAGUUAACCAACUAGCUGAAUGUGUUAAGUGAAAUGAAUUAUUUGUAUUUUUCCCCUUAUGUCAACUGCUGUGAAUGCUGUAUGGUGUGUGUUCUUUUCUGUUAAUGAUAUGUAAGUGUGGUAACGUGACCUGAAGACGAUGGGGGCUGUGACUGGGAACAUUGACUGAGCUUGUGGUGUGCUUUGCAGGGUUUCUUUGAAGCAGAGUCCACCAGUGAGCUCAGGGUGUGUCUCAAAGAAGGGUGGAAGUUCUAAUGUCUGUAAGAUACCCCUAAGAAUGCUGUUUGCUGCAGUUCUGUGUUCUGUGCUUGGAUGCUUUUUAGAAGAUUUGUCAAUGUUGGAAAUUCUUAAAUAAAACUGAUUUAAAUAA